Notothenia coriiceps (black rockcod) is the source of this 2433-nucleotide messenger RNA. RefSeq names its product protein Shroom4-like. The record is from RefSeq and is a predicted model, not a curated record. Gene Ontology annotation, biological process: actin filament organization. NCBI's taxonomy places the organism in Eukaryota, Metazoa, Chordata, Actinopteri, Perciformes, Nototheniidae. Gene Ontology annotation, cellular component: apical plasma membrane; apical junction complex; adherens junction. The coding region runs from base 6 to 467 and encodes 153 amino acids. Gene Ontology annotation, molecular function: actin filament binding. The transcript has 3 exons.
AGAGCAUGGUGGUGCUGGUGUGUAAACCCAACGAGGUGGAUAAGUUCCGCAUGUUCAUCGGAGACCUGGAUAAAGUGGUGAGUCUUCUGCUGUCGCUGUCCGGACGUCUGCUGAGGGUGGAGAGCACUUUGGACACUUUGGACCCCGACACGGAGCACCACGAGAGGCUCCCCCUGCUGGAGAAGAAGCGGCAGCUCCUGCGUCAGCUGUCGGAGGCUCAGGACCUGAAGGACCACGUGGACCGCAGAGAGCAGGCCGUCAGCCGGGUGCUGGCCCGCUGCCUGACCCCCGAGCAGCACCGCGACUACAGUCACUUUGUGAAGAUGAAGGCGGCGCUGCUGGUGGAGCAGAGGCAGCUGGAGGACAAGACUCGGCUGGGGGAGGAGCAGCUGCGGGGGCUGAGGGAGAGCCUGGGGCUGGGGAUGGGCAUCGGCAUGGGGAUGUCCAUGGGAUACGGACUAUACUGACAGAAAAAACAAAAACGGUGUCUCUGUUUUAAAGGAAUAGUUUAGCAUUUUUGAGAAAUACAUCACUCAUGUCUGCCAAAUCUCACCGUUUAAUGUGUUAUAUUUUACGGGGAGAUUGUGUGCAAGAAUAAGUCUUAGCUGUGACUUCAUGGAGUCUUUAUGCUAAGCUAAGCUAACGGCGUUCUCGCUGUCGCUUCAUAUUUAGCAAUCCAAAAUGUCAGACUAUUCCUUUAAGGAUUAAAAGCUUUCCAGAAGGACCAAAACCACAGCUAAAACACACUCUGAAAGUUCUUUACAAGAUAACAGACUGGACUCUGCUUCACUUGAUGUACUGUAAUGAAACUCGUUCUAACACUACGUUGCCAAAGACAUUUCCUCCGACGCUGCUUUUUGUUCUGGUGUUUUCAUUUUUCUAUUUAAAUCUCCUGGUUCAGAGAAUUCACGGAGACUGUUGUGUGAGCUGCAGCAUUAUUAACUGCCAAUACGUACUCUGUAUUAUCGACCAUAGUAUCAUAUCACUUUGUAUUUUAGCUGUGGAGUUUGAGACUCCACCGACGCGUUAUACUGUCCCGCGAUGACUGUUCAUGUACAGGAGACACUUGUGUUUAUAAUGUAAACGAUGUGUAUAUAGUGAUUUUGUUUUUUAAAUGACUGGAAAUGCCUGUAAAAAUUGGUUGUAAAAGAUGGGCGAGAAGACCGGGAAGAGAUUACUGUAUAUUUUGACCGGGAAGAGCUUGAUUAGUUCCGUUAGUUCUGUCGUUAGCUUGUUCAAAUAUUAUUUGGUAAAGUGUAUUGCCCCUAGCUAGUCCCAGUUUACAUUGAAAUCCUACAUUGAAUAUUCACUUAAAACAGUAUUAAUAACACAUAUUCCUAUUCUUGUUGAGAGUUAGAUUAGAAGUUCAUGUCUGUGUGUUAGAUAUAACGCUACAGCCAGCACUUGUGUUAGCUUAGCUUAGCUUAAAGACUGGAAACAGUGAGACAGCUUGCCUCGACGACAGUGUUUUAGGGCAAUUUUAGGUAGAAAAAUUAUAAUUAAGAAGCGGGAGGGAUAAAGUAAAUAUACAGAGAACAAACCAGAGCUUAUAAUUGUAAAUGUUUAUUAUUUUUAAAUCCUCAAAUCAAACAUGUGUGACUUUAAUCUCAUAGUUAAGCUGUUUCGAGAUGUCAUGCUAAGCUAAGCUAAUUGUAGUACGAUUUUAGCUUGUUGAACAAAGACAUGUUUAGUAGUUUCAAUGUUCUCAUCUAAAUCUCGGCAAGAAAGAAAAUAAGUGUUUUUUCCACAGAUGUCAAAGUAUUCUUUUGAAAAUUGAGUAAAAUGUAUAUUUUUUUGUAAAGUAAAGUGCCAAAACUCAAUCAAAUGUUCCCCAUUUUUGUGAAAUGUUUGCCAAAGUCUCCAGAGAUUUAACCGGUUUCCCAAACCUCAGACAUUAAAGCUUUCACCACUGCCUGUCUGAGUAAAUCAAAUAAAGAAAAACAAACACAAACUGUAGCUGAACAAGAGAAGGAAGGGGAGGAAAUGUGUAUAUUUUGGCUUUUGAAAGGUGGACUGAGGUUAUGUAAAAAAAAAACAGACGCUUAAUCAUUUCCUACUUUAACAAACAUGCAGUUUAAAUUGUAUUAAAGUUACUGUUUUACACUUGUUCUUCCACAGUUUGUUCUCACAUAUUUCCUGCUUUUUAAAUACCAAACAUCCCGGAAUUGAAGAUGUCCACUCGUUCGUUCUGUUUUGUACAUAUUCUGUGUUUUCUUGUACUAUAAAAGCGAUUUUCUAAGUCGACUGGAAACGUUUUUACUUGUCAAGAUUGGAAAGAAAGUGGCUUGUUGAGAGUUUAUUUCUACUGUUCAAUGUCAUUCUGAUUUAUUAAGGACCUUUUUUUUUUUCUUCUUAAAAACUGCAUUUCAAACUGCAAAAACGCUCACGUGAGAACGAGUACCAUAAAUAAUAAUAAUAGUAUUUUAAACAUGU